CGUCCCCAAGGUCAGGGCGGCGGUGUCAGAGCGCGGCGCUGCCAUCACCGCCGUGACCUUCAACAGCAGUUUGCUCACCCCCAUCAACGUCAGCGUCGACCCCACCAUCCAGGUGGUCCGCACCCAGGAGAAGGAGCAGAUCAAAGGUCUGAACAACCGCUUCGCCUCCUUCAUCGACAAGGUCCGAUACCUAGAACAGCAGAACAAAAUGCUAGAAACCAAGUGGAGCGUCCUGAAGGAGCAGACGGACGCCGCCUCCAACAUCGAGCCCAUGCUGAAGUCCUACAUCCUGGGCCUGGAGCAGCAGCUGGACUUCCACAACCAGGAGAAGCAGAGGCUGGACAUGGAGAACAGCGUGAUGCACAAAAACGUGGACGACUAUAAAAACAGGUACGAGAAGGAGAUCCACAUGAGGACUGACGCAGAGAAUGAGUUUGUCAUGUUGAAGAAGGACGUGGACUCAGGCUACAUGUCCAGGGUGGAGCUGGACGACAGGGUGUCUGGUCUGGCUGAAGAACUGGACUUCCUGAAGACUCUGUACGACACCGAGCUGCGGGAGCUGCAGGAGAGCCUGAAGGACACGUCCGUGGUGGUGGAGAUGGACAACUCCAGAGCUCUGGACAUGGACCAGAUCGUGGCUGAAGUCAAGGCUCAGUACGAGGACGUCGCCACGCGCAGCCGCGAGGAGGUGGAGCGCUGGUACAAAGACAAGUUCAACCAGAUGUCGGCUCAGGCAGAGCUGAACAGUGACGAGAUGAGGAACACCAAGGCAGAGAUGGCUGAGCUGAAGAGGAUGAUCAGUCGUCUGCAGAACGAGAUCCAAGCCCUGAAGAACCAGGUGGUCAGUCUGGAGGGUCAGAUCACAGAGGCAGAGCGGCGCGGGGAGGACGCGGUGAAGGAGGCCAGGUUUCGGAUCCUGGAGCUGGAGCAGGCUCUGCAGAAGACCAAACAGGACAUGACCCUGCAGCUGAAACAGUACCAGGAACUGAUGAACGUCAAGUUGAGCCUGGACAUAGAGAUCUCCACCUACAUGAAGCUGCUGGAGGGAGAGGAACAGAGACUGGGACAGGACACCGUCACCAACAUCCACACUGUUCCAAACAAAGUCACCACCGUCCAGGGACCGCAGCGCCGACGAUCCGGUCCACUUUUCAUCAAGACCAUGGAGACCAGUGACAGGUCGUACAACAACAACAACAACAACAACAACAGCUGAACUCCUGUGAUUAGGAACUGGAACUCUUUA
Molecule: messenger RNA, 1246 nt
Organism: Cynoglossus semilaevis (tongue sole)
Lineage: Eukaryota; Metazoa; Chordata; Actinopteri; Pleuronectiformes; Cynoglossidae
Product: keratin, type II cytoskeletal 8-like
Exons: 9
Coding region: 209-1216 (335 amino acids)
Biological process (GO): keratinization; intermediate filament organization
Cellular component (GO): keratin filament
Molecular function (GO): structural constituent of skin epidermis
Source: RefSeq, a predicted model, not a curated record